Messenger RNA from Athene cunicularia (burrowing owl), 2258 nucleotides. RefSeq names its product 5'-nucleotidase, cytosolic IA (gene NT5C1A). Gene Ontology annotation, cellular component: cytoplasm; cytosol. NCBI's taxonomy places the organism in Eukaryota, Metazoa, Chordata, Aves, Strigiformes, Strigidae. The record is from RefSeq and is a predicted model, not a curated record. Bases 400 to 1317 code for a protein of 305 amino acids. Gene Ontology annotation, molecular function: magnesium ion binding; nucleotide binding; 5'-nucleotidase activity. Gene Ontology annotation, biological process: nucleotide metabolic process; adenosine metabolic process. The transcript has 5 exons.
GGGAAAGCCACACAAAUUCCUUUUGCAUGGGGUUGAGUGGUACUCCUCGGAUAGCACGUUGGGUCUGGAUGGGUCCUGGGAGCCUGUUUGCAGUGGGAGUGCUUGGGCAUGGCACGAGCAGUGGAAAAAGGCUCUUGGGUAUCCUGAGUGUGUGGGGAUGGUGCAUCAGGGCUUCAUCUGUUGAAGCACUGGAAGAUGAGGAUUGCAGCUGCCCCAUGAUCCUUCAAAUCGCUAUAGAGGUGUCAUCCACCCCGUGGCCUUUCAUGUUGAAAGUUAACAGAUGCCUCCUCGGGCAGCGGGGCUGGGCGCAGGGGCUGCCUCCUCAUUCUCCCCCUUUCCCUGCAGCCAAAGCCCGAGAACGCCAUCACCAUCGCGGUGUCGUCGCGAGCGCUUUUCCGCAUGGAGGAGGAGCAGAAGAUUUACAACGAGCAAGGGGUGGAGGCUUACGUGAAAUACCAGCUGGACCAUGAGAACGAGCCCUUCCUCCCUGGGGCUGCCUUCCCCUUCGUCAAGGCGCUGGAAGCGGUGAACACGCAGCUGCGUGAGCUCUACCCCGACAGCGAGGAGCUCUUCGACAUUGUCCUCAUGACCAACAACCAUGCCCAGGUUGGGGUUCGCUUGAUCAACAGCAUCAACCACUACGAUCUGUUCAUCGAGAGGUUCUGCAUGACGGGAGGGAACAGCCCCAUCUGUUACCUCAAGGCCUAUCACACCAACCUCUACCUCUCCUCUGAUGCCGAGAAAGUGAGUGGGGCCAUUGAAGAGGGGAUCGCCGCAGCCACCAUCUUCAGCCCCAGCAAAGACCUGGAGGUGUCGGAGAACCAGCUGCGGGUGGCGUUUGAUGGUGAUGCCGUGCUCUUCUCUGAUGAGUCGGAGCAGAUCGUGAAGGCUCACGGCUUGGACAUGUUCUUUGAGCACGAAAAGGCUCACGAGAACAAGCCUCUGGCACAGGGACCCCUGAAGGGCUUCCUGGAGGCCCUGGGGAAGCUGCAGAAGAAGUUCUAUUCCAAGGGGCUGAGGAUGGAGUGUCCCAUUCGCACCUACCUGGUCACUGCCAGGAGCGCGGCCAGCUCGGGAGCCCGAGCCCUAAAGACUCUGCGCAGCUGGGGCCUGGAGACGGAUGAGGCUUUGUUCCUGGCCGGGGCUCCCAAGGGGCCGCUGCUGAAGAAGAUCCGUCCUCACAUCUUCUUCGAUGACCAGAUGUUCCACGUGGAGGGAGCCAAGGAGAUGGGCACCGUCGCUGCCCACGUUCCCUACGGCAUCGCCCAGAAGCACAAGCGGCCAGCGCAGGAGAAACAAACCCCGAACAGCAAGUAGCAGAGCCGGCUGGUCCCACGGCCCCCGGCACAGACUUCACCCUGUGCGCCACGCUCUGACCUGCGUUGCGGUCUGCGAGGCAGAGAGCACUUGCCCUGGCAAGCGCAAAGGUUUUUCCCCAGCGGGAGCCGUGUUGGGGGCAUAGAUGGAGGAGGGGGCUUGACGAAAGGCUUCGUUUUGCCUCUGUGUUUGUUGCAGUGUCGUGGCGUUGUCCCCGUUCCUCGUGGGGCCGGAGCCUGCCCCACGCUAGGCAGCCCCACGAGCCUUUUCCCCUGUUCCUCCUGCUCUGCACUUGCUUCAGGCAAAAUUCCUCGAGGAUGGAUCUUGCCUUUUGUGGACUGUUUGUGCCAGGCAGGUUUAACCUAUUGGUGUUUCUUUAAAAUCCUGGGUAAUUCCCAAAGCCUUUGAUUUACAAAGCAAAUGUUCAGGCUGAACUGUUGAACUGGAAAAGUUGGGAGCACACAAGAACCCUUCUUGCAGCUUUGAAGCAAAAUAUUUCUUUUAACUAAAAUUAAACUGUAAUAUUGUUCCUUCACAGACCCAGCCCCUGCUCUCCAACCAGAAAAUCUUUCAUGUCUUUCAUCAAGAUUUUGCCAGCUGAACAGCUUUCCUAAAAAAUUUCCACUCAAAUUUUGAAAAAUAGAGACAAACGGUAAUAUAUGUUUAAAAAAAAAAAAAUCCUCUUUCCUGCUUGGCGUUUUGGGCUAGUGUAUUGUUGGCCCAGGUUUUAAAAUUUGGGUUUCACAGUUGCGUAAGUUAGCACUUAAAAAUAAUACUAAUGUCAGUGAGGCAUCCAAAGCCCAGCUCUUGUCUGUGUGAAGCAUCCAGGGUCUGCAGACACAUGUCUAGGGCUUGAAUUAAGUUAAAAGCAGGCCUUAAUAUGUUAGGGACAUCAUUUGAAGUCCAUUUAGGUAAAUCUGCAGAGAAUUUUAGCCUGGGGG